AUGUCCAGCAAUUUUUUUAUAAUUCUACUUUUGUUGGUGAACCCGGGAGAAUCGAGGAAGUCAUUUCUCAGUUUUCUGAAUACACCAAACACAGAAAGGCUUUCGUUUACAAAGACAGAAGAAAGCCUCAUGAUAAGGUCUGGCUAUAAAGAGAAACGGCCUCACUCCAGCCACCUCCUUGUGAAGUCAGAGGAUCCUAAAGUGCUGCAGGUGGUGAAUGUGACCAAGAUCUCCCUGGGUGUCGCGGGCUUUACCGUCCACCUGAAGACUUCCCCGGGAGAGACCAAUCUGACCCUGCAGCUCUGGGAGUCUGAAGGUAGGCAGACACUCAUCGAGGAGAUAAAGAACGUCAGAGUGAGAGUGUUCAGGCAGACGGAGGACGGCCCCUUCCAUGCACCACUCCAUGUUGAUGGCUCCAUCUUCCUGCUUGUCUUAUUGAUGAUCCUUUUAAACAAAUGUGCCUUUGGCUGCAAGAUUGAACUCCAGGUGCUUCGCACAGUGUGGAAGAGACCUUUGCCAAUACUUCUUGGGGCAGCCAUACAGUUUUUCCUCAUGCCGUUCUGUGGCUUUCUCUUGUCUCAGAUCUUGGGCUUGGCUAAGGCACAAGCCUUUGGAUUUGUAAUGACCUGCACAUGCCCAGGAGGAGGUGGGGGGUACACCUUUGCUCUCCUUCUGGAAGGGGACGUCACUUUGGCUAUUUUGAUGACUUGCACCUCAACGUCCCUGGCCCUCAUCAUGAUGCCGGUCAACUCAUACUUCUACGGCCGGCUACUGGGGUUAGCAGGUGUAUUUCACGUUCCCGUCUUAAAGAUAGUGUCGACCCUUCUCUUCGUCCUGACGCCAAUAUCGAUUGGCAUAGCCGUCAAGCACAGAAUGCCUGAAAAAGCAAUCUGUUUAGAGAGAGUAGUGCGGCCUCUGAGUUUGACUUUGAUGUUUGUGGGGGUCUGCUUGGCUUUUAGGAUGGGACUGGUGUUUCUGAGAGUGGCUAACCUAGAGGUGUUUCUUUUGGGGCUUCUGGUUCCUGCACUGGGGUUUUUGUUUGGCUAUUCCUCUGCUAAAAUCUACCUGCUGCCUCUCCCUGUUUGUAAAACGGUUGCUAUCGAAAGUGGGAUGUUGAAUAGUUUCUUAGCUCUGGCCAUUAUUCAGCUGUCUUUUCCCCCGUACGAGGCUUAUGAAGCGUCUGCGGCUCCUUUUACAGUAGCCAUGUGUUCCGGCUGUGAAAUGUUACUGUUCCUUCUGGUCUACAAGGCUAAGAGAAGGCCAUUCCUUAGCCCAGAAAAUGAAAACACCCCUCUAGUUUAAAAUGCACAGCACUCUUAAUUCUU
This is a messenger RNA of Mastomys coucha (southern multimammate mouse), 1325 nucleotides long. RefSeq names its product solute carrier family 10 member 5 (gene Slc10a5). Gene Ontology annotation, cellular component: membrane. The record is from RefSeq and is a predicted model, not a curated record. Bases 1 to 1302 code for a protein of 433 amino acids. The transcript has a single exon. Gene Ontology annotation, biological process: bile acid and bile salt transport. Gene Ontology annotation, molecular function: bile acid:sodium symporter activity. Lineage: Eukaryota; Metazoa; Chordata; Mammalia; Rodentia; Muridae.